AUGGCACCGUUCGUCAAAGUGGCUGUUAUUCAGCUUCAUCCAAAACCGCUAGACCCCGAACACAACUUCACCAAAGCUGCAGCCCAGAUCCGCUCAGCAGCAGCGCAGGGAGCCGAGCUUGCCGUGUUACCUGAAUACCACCUGACCAAUUGGAAGCCCAAGGACCCAGCAUUCCUCGAGACCGUCGAAAAGUGCUCAGGGUACCUGGACAAGUACCAGCAGCUAGCGCGAGAAUGCGGAAUAUGUAUCGUUCCCGGGACGAUAGUGGAAAGCCACAAGGAGAAUGAAAAAGAGCAGGACCGGCUACUGAACGUGUGCUACUUUAUCGACCACCAAGGCGCCGUUAUCGGCAAAUAUGUCAAGAAGAAUCUGUGGGGCCCCGAGCGCGAGCACCUCACUGGGUCUGGCCGCGAUAUCCACGAGGUCUUGGACACGCCGAUCGGCAAAGUAGGCUUACUGAUAUGCUGGGACCUGGCUUUCUCCGAGGCCUUCCGCGAAUUGAUCGCCCAAGGAGCAAAGAUCAUCAUUAUCCCCACCUUCUGGACUCUGAACGACUGCAACGAGGCAGGCCUGCGGCAGAAUCCGGCGGCCGAGGCCCUCUUUCUAGACUCGAUGCUGACAGCGCGAGCGUUUGAGAACACCUGCGCUGUCGUAUUUGCCAAUGCUGGUGGUCCGCCCGGAAAAGGAUAUGCCGGGCUGAGUCAAGUGACGGUGCCGUUUGUGGGCGCGCUGUCCAAGCUGGGCGGAGGCGCCGAGGGCAUGUGUGUGGUUGACAUUGACAUGGGCGUGCUGGAAGACGCAGAGGCCAACUACCAGAUCCGGGCUGACUUGGCAAAGGACGACUGGCACUACGACUACCGACAUGGAAAGGCAAAGACGGAGCGCGGCAGAGAGAGACUGUGA
Messenger RNA from Exserohilum turcica Et28A, 903 nucleotides. RefSeq lists its product as uncharacterized. The coding region runs from base 1 to 903 and encodes 300 amino acids. The transcript has 3 exons. Gene Ontology annotation, molecular function: hydrolase activity, acting on carbon-nitrogen (but not peptide) bonds, in linear amides. Lineage: Eukaryota; Fungi; Ascomycota; Dothideomycetes; Pleosporales; Pleosporaceae. The record is from RefSeq and is a predicted model, not a curated record.